AGACACAGUUACAGAUACGCCCCUCCCCCGAGAGAAGCGGCCCGUCUAAUCUCGCGAGACUGUGACGAAACUCCGAGCGAGAGAGACGAGGAGCGCGACAUUUAAAACAGCGAUCGGGGAUUGCAGCAGUGUUAUGAUUUUCGGGACUUAUGCGAGCAGUCUGAAUGAUAACAAAAGAUGUGGCCUCUGAAAACACAAAUAUCUGAUGAAAACAGGAUUACAGCAAUGCAGACUGCACAACGCAAAUCUCUUGGGAGGACUCCACUUCAAGAUCUGACAGCUCAGUCUUUUACAUUAUCUGAUCAAAACAAUGCGGUUAGGACAAAGUUAAAUUUGAACAAAUCCCCAAACCUCACAGUAACCAAACAGGACUUCAAGAAAAAUAACAGUGGCAACACUGGAACAUCACCAGUUAGCAUAUGGGUGGAACCAGAAACACCAAUUCCUCUUAUGGACAACUCCAUAAAUGAAGUGUCUGCUUCAAAAAGUUUAAAACCAAUUUCCCUCUUUGCUAAAACAUUUUCUACAUUGAACUCUGAUGGAUCCACUGCCCAACAGAAAAGUAUAGCUUCUAAUAAUGUACAUGAGUGCUUGGAGACUUCCGAACCUGCAACUUUAGAAAAGAUACCAUGCUUAUCUGACUAUGUUCAAGAAAAGUUUCCCCUCCGUUACUUUGACAAUGACUCUUCCAUACCUGUUAAUGCAGGUCCUUGCAUGCAUGUGAUAGCAAGCCUGUCUACAGAAGUACACCCUAAUGAACAUGAAUCUAAAACAGUUAAGGAAGAGACUCGUGUGUUAAAAGCAGCCUCAGCCCCAGUGAUUGUUCCAGAGUAUAAAUCAGAGGUUGUUUCUCCAUGUUCUAGCCAGACAUUGGAUAAAAUAAGGGAGAGUUUUGCAUUACAGUUGCCAACAAAUACAGCUAUAAUAGCUUCACCCUUACACACAUGCACCAGUAAAAAUGUAGAUUUCUCUCAAGUUGCAGCCACGUUCUGCAUUUCUGAACAAAAUGAUGUUACUGUUCCACACCAAGAAAUUAUUGAUCCAUCCUCAAUAUAUUUUUGCGACAAGCUGAAUGAAACCUUAAGUGAUCACUUUAAUAAGAGUGCAAAUUGUCUCAAUAAGCCUGAAGAAGGCCAGGUAUUGAUGAGUCCAAAAGUUGAGGAGGGAGCCCCAAAAACGUCUGAACUUGAUUCUUGCAACAUGUCAAAUGGACUUGCUAAUGACACAUACGCAACUGAUAAUUGCUCAGCUGCUUCACCUGAUCAUGUUGAUGAACGCAGUCUUCAAGCAUUGUCUACGAAUUUAAUAUGCAUUGAGUCUCCUGAACAGGAUGGCCUUGGUUGCUCUCAAAUCGUAUCAGCUAAAGAGAAUACACAGCCUGCAGAAUUUGAUCUGGUGAAUGACAUGGACACCAACAAAUCAUUUCAAGAUGCUGCCAGUGUUCUGUCUGUGGCCCCUGAAAUUGAAGUAAAUCCUGAUUCUCAUCCCACAGCAAAUGUCCCAUUACAGCAAAAAUCUAAAAUCUCUCUUCAUUCCUUAGUUCAAGAGGUAGUCUGUAAUACUACCUUUGAUCUAGACUGCAUUACAAUAAGGGAUAAGAAAGUGGACACUGAAUGCAUUGAACCAAACAGUAUUAUACAUACCAAGAGUUUUGAAGACACUUGGUCUCAUGACCUAUUGGUAGAUUGUAAAACGGUCUCCUGUAAAUUACUACCAGAGCAGAGUGUCGGUACUUUAAAUAUGACAGAUAUUGCAGACAGUGGCACAGAUUCUUACCAGACAGAGAUUGCAUCAGCCAUUGUUUUAAGAGAAGUUGCUGAAGGAAUAUCUCUUAAGAAUGAUGACGGUUGUCUUAAAAAUGAAGAUGCCAAAGUACUUCCUUCUGUUGUUGUGCAGAGUGAUAUUGGGCAGGCUGCUGGGACACUUGGUUCUUUUACCAAGGCUCAUGAAAGCAGAGCUGAUUCAGUAGCAAAUACAAGGGACUCCUUGCUGCAAGCAAGGAUUUUUGAUAUUCCAAUAUUAUACACAAGUGCACUCCUGCACAAGAUGACUCCUAAAUUAGAAAGCUCUAAAUUGGCUGUUGGAACGUGUUCAACCCCAACUUCCACCUCAAGUACAUCUACAUGGACAACACCUAUAAUGUUGCUGAAUAAAAGCAUGAAUACAUCAUGGGAGAUAGAAAAGGGGAGGUUGAGUCCAAAAGACAAUGCAUCAGAGACAGAUGCCUUGCUCUGGAACUUCUCUAAGGAGUCCUUUAACAAUGCAUCACGUGAGGAGUUGAUAGACCGUUUAGAGGGUACUUUGAUAGUGGUUGAAGUUCUUUCACGACAGCUUCAAGGCUGGCAGCAGAAUUUAAUUGGUUCUAGACCCUCCGAACAGAGAGAAUCUUCCACGCAAACAUGUGUCACAUACACAAGUACGGAAGAUCAAUAUUAUCACAACAUGUAUGUGAAAACCAUGGAAAGACUUCAAAUAAUGCAGCGAUGCAAUGAAGUAGAGAAGAAACUGCAGGAGAUACUUAAAGAGAGUGCAGAUGUGCUGAUUUCUAGCAAGACUUCGUCUAUGUCAUUGAUUGGGUUUGCUGAGAACAUGCAAGAAAAAACUCAUGAGGAUAAAGCACAUCUUAGCAGGAUGGUGUGCCAAGCCAGGUCACUUAUAGCUGAUCACAUGACUUUACUGGAUAAAAUGAACAAGAAGAUGCAAGCAAACCAGCUUCAGAGGGACGAAAUGAAAACUUGUAUGGAAAAGGCAAUUGAUGCUAAAGAUGCGGCUGAUCAAUGUUUGGAAGAUCUUGAGACUCAUUCUUCUGCAGUCAUAGCUCAGCUGCAACGUGACUUGGAAACUGAAAAAGUGCUUUGUGGGGCUGUGAAAAAGGCUUAUAUGCAACAGCUCUCCUUCAAUGAAGAAUUGGUGGAUUUUGCUAAAAGGGCUCAUUCUGUCUGCUCUGAAAUGGAAGAGGACAGAGUCCAGUUGCAAACGAAGUCUUCUCAGGCCAGGGAGCUCCUGUCACAACACUGGCUUCUAUUUGGCACGAUGAAAAAUAAGACCGAUCAUGCUGUGAAUAAAUAUGAAUCCAUGAAGACUGAGCGGGAUGUAGCUUACCUGGAAAACAAUGAAAUUUGCAAUCAAUUGGAGGAUAUGAAGUCACAGAGCGUUCAGCUGGAAACAGAAAUAACUCGUUUUAGUUCAGAGCUGUCGUCCCUGAUGGAACAAAUAUGUACACUCCAGUCGGAAAAUGAUCACCUCAAACGGGAAAACUCUGAAAAGACAGAGGAACUGAGCGCUAUGGAUUCAUCUUUAAAACUGCUAGAAAAGGAGCUUAAUGAGACAGCCAUUCGGGAACAAGAAAGUAAACAACACAACAAGAAACUCUCAGCUGAAACUGUGCCAAGGUUGGAGCAGGAACUGUCAGAGGCUUUACAACAGAAAGCGGCUCUACAGAUAAAGAUACAAGAGCUUCAAAUGCACCACACAUCCCAGGCUGCAGCUUACAAAGAGAGCAUUGAGUUCCUUGAGCAAGAGAACCAUGUGUGGUUUGAGCAGGUCGCAGAAACAGAGUCACAGCUGAAGAAAAAUCUCUUUGCCUUACGUGAAAGAAACCUGCAGUGUGAGACUCAGAAGGACACCAUCAGCGAAUUACAGAGUGAGCUGAGUAAACUAAAGGAAGAACUUCAGUCAACAAAGGCGACGGCCAACGAUACACUGUCGAAAAUGGGUAAAGAGAUAUCAGAUUCAUCCUCAGAAGCGAGUAAAAUCAGAGACCAUCUGCUUUGUGUGAAAGAACAAUUAAUGGACACAUUGCAAGCAGAGGUAUCAGGCGCUUCCCAAAUGCCAGAGACACCUGCGAGAGGACUUAAGAGUUGCUCCUCUACUUACAUGAUCAAUAGCACCAAAAAGCCUCAGUCUGAACAAGCCAAAACAGCCAAAAAUGCUGAAAGCCUUUGGAGUGAGACAAGUGCCUUUACCGUUGUAAAACCAGUGACCUCCCCCACUGCAGAUAACAAGGGGGAAACUCUUCCGGGUGUCAUAUGUGAAUUAGGUGAAAUUGUGUCAAACUUUGCCGUCUCCUCUUCACAUGUCAUUGGAGUGAAGAAACAAGAUAUUGAAGACCUUAAGAGAGAAAUAUCGGACCUAAAGGAGAAGCUACAGAAUAUGAACUUCAAAAACUUAAUCGAUAAACGUGAUUUGAUGGAAGAGAUUGAAAUUCUAAAAAGGAAAAAUAAGAAUCUGGAGGAUUGCAUUACCAGUAAGCAGCAGUGCCUUCAAAAGCUUGAGGAAAUAGUCAAUGAACAGGAACAGAGGUUAUUACAGCAAGUUAGCAAGGAUAAAGUACUAGAGGGCAUGUCGCAAGAAAAUGCAACAUUAAAGCGCUCUCUACAGCAGUGUGAAAGUGAAGUGCUAGUCCUUAAAGAUGAGCUUUCAAAGAACCCCAAUGAAGCAGCUAGAGACUGGAUGCAGGAGAAACUACUUUUACAUAAGGAUUUGAGAAAACUAAGACUGAUGCUUGUGGACACUGAAAAUUCAAAGUCUGAACUUCUACAUCGAGCAAUGAGACAUAGGAAUAUCUUGGAAGGAAAUCUUGCCCGCUCUGAGCUGGAGUUAAAGAAGCUGGAUGAUAUCAUUGAGAAAAUAAGAAGGACUCUCUUGUCUAUACCUGAAGUUGUCUCCAACUGUGAGGAACUGAAACAAGUGCUGGAAUAUAUCAACUAGCCCGAGCCUCUUCCUGACCUUCAGCUAACUGCACUAUUGCUUUGUGUAUCGGCACUCACGUCUCCAUUCCUCUAUUUGUUGUAUUUAUUGUUCAGUCUAAUAAAUGUGUGUCAAAUAUAUUUAAAGGGUUAACGCCUAGUGGCAGAAUAAAAAAACAUGAUUGAAGGAUAUUUGUGACAUCCACAAAACUUACUCUACUUUCAUUUUAAUUUGCUUGCUUGAAGGAUUAUUGCUGAAGCUCCGUAUUAGAGAGAAACGCGUGUUUUAUGACGAUUUGAGAUUUUUAAAGGAUUGUUCGUAAAUACUAUUCUGGUGGCAGCCCUGGGGCACUUGGGAGGCACAUUCAUCAAAGGUCGAAUUUUGAAUUCAUGUGAGUUUUUAAAAACUCCCCUAAACUCCCAUAAAUUCGACCAGUCGAAAUUUAUUUAAAAAAAAAAAAAGAAAAAAUAAAUGAAUUUUUUAAACAGAUGAAUGGAAUUGACCCGAAUAAUUGAAUUCAAUUUGAAUUUUAAAAAUUUGAAAAAAACUUUCUCUGGGAAAAAAAACUUGAAUGUCAGGAAGGCUGCAAACGACUCCAAAUUGAUCCCUGGACGUCUUCCAUUGACUUUAAACAGUUCUAAAGAGGCCAGUGUAUGAUAGAUCUCAAAAAUCUAAUUUUUUUUUUUUUUUUUUUUUUAAAUCAAAUUUGAAUAACUCCCUAGUCGGAUUUGACUGUUUUAAUCAUAAACAAAUUAAAAGUUUUGAAUGUUCAAUUCGACCCUUGAUAAAUCUGCCCCGAGUGUGCUGCUUUAAAGGGGUGGUUCACCUUUAGGCUAACUUUUAGUAUAUUACAGAAUGGCCAGUUCUAAGAACCUUUUCAAUUGGUCUUCUCUUUCCAGGGGGUCGCUGACUCCAUCUAAAAAACAAACACUCUGUAAAGUUACAAAUUUACAGUAUAGUUAUUGCUUCUUUUUAUUAACUCCUCUUUCUAUUCAGACCCUCUGCUAUUCAUAUUCCAGUCUCUUAUUCAAAUCAAUGCAUGGUUGCUAGGGGAAUUUGGACCCUAGCAACCAGAUAACUGGAGAGCUGCUGAAUAAAAUCCUAAAUAACUCAAACGACAAAUACUAAAAACCAAUUGUCUCAGAAUAUGACUCUCUACUGCACGUAACUCAAAGGUUAACCCUUUAAGGUUUCUCUUUUUACGCUAUGCAAUACCCUUCAAACAUAGCAAAAAAAGAAGAUUGUACAUCAGUCUCACAGGCUGGGCCUCCCCCCACUAGUUUUUAUAGGGGAGAGAUCACUGGCAUGUUUAAAGGCCUAAGGCUACUGGUAAAAGGAUGGAUGUUGGGAAGACUGUGAAGACUCCUGCAGAGUAACUGCUACAAUGCAAAGAGGGUUGUAGGAGUAUCUAAGGGAGAUAAGGGUUGAACUGAUCUUGUCAUAUUCUCUUCUAUCAUAGAAAAAAGGAAGCAGGGAAUGUGCAUUAAUCAUUACACUGUUUAUGGGUUUAUAGCCGUUCUGGCUUUCUCACCAGCACUUCUGUCAUUCUUUGUAUUUACAUUAACUAGCCCCCACAGUAAAUAAAUACUGUAUAUAAUAUAUAUUGGUUUGUAUACAUGUCCCUGGUGAAGGUCACGAUAUGUUGAAUAAAUGAUUCUUUCAAUAAAUCUGUGAUACUUCACAAGACUCACUGAGUGCAGUACCUGUCUGUCUGUUAUAGCGAGAAAGUCGCAAUGAAAUCUGUAUAAUCUGCCGAAUAAAAAGCUUAGUGGUUGAA
Xenopus laevis (African clawed frog) is the source of this 6466-nucleotide messenger RNA. It is a transcript of the gene spag5.L, whose product is annotated as sperm-associated antigen 5. The record is from RefSeq and is a predicted model, not a curated record. The coding region runs from base 178 to 4710 and encodes 1510 amino acids. Gene Ontology annotation, biological process: cell division; regulation of attachment of spindle microtubules to kinetochore. The transcript has 26 exons. Lineage: Eukaryota; Metazoa; Chordata; Amphibia; Anura; Pipidae.